Debaryomyces hansenii CBS767 is the source of this 324-nucleotide messenger RNA. RefSeq names its product Pga48p (gene PGA48). The transcript has a single exon. The record is from RefSeq and is a predicted model, not a curated record. Bases 1 to 324 code for a protein of 107 amino acids. Lineage: Eukaryota; Fungi; Ascomycota; Pichiomycetes; Serinales; Debaryomycetaceae.
AUGCAAUUCUCAAAAGUUUUAAUCCCAGCUGCUUUAGCUGCUUACGUUUCCGCUUCUAACGUCACUGUUACCACUGAUGUUGUUGUCACUGACUACACCACCUACUGUCCAGAACCAACUUCUGUUGUUGUUAACAACAAGACUAUCACCGUUUCUGAAGCCACCACUUUAACCAUCACUGGUCCAUGUACCAUCCCAACCACCUACACUACCAGCAAUGCUGAAACCAGUGCUCCAUCUGUCACUUCUGUUGAAAACGGUGCUGGUAAGGCUGUUGUCGGUGCUGCUGCUGGUGUUGCUGCUAUCGCUGCUGCUCUCUUCUAA